Xiphias gladius (swordfish) is the source of this 2998-nucleotide messenger RNA. It is a transcript of the gene aldh4a1, whose product is annotated as aldehyde dehydrogenase 4 family, member A1. NCBI's taxonomy places the organism in Eukaryota, Metazoa, Chordata, Actinopteri, Istiophoriformes, Xiphiidae. The record is from RefSeq and is a predicted model, not a curated record. The transcript has 15 exons. Bases 242 to 1912 code for a protein of 556 amino acids. Gene Ontology annotation, molecular function: L-glutamate gamma-semialdehyde dehydrogenase (NAD+) activity.
UGGGUCAUUAAUGAUUAACUAAAUUCCCCGUUAUCUAAUUUUAGCGUUGGAUUUAAUAACUGCUUCCAAAGUGAACGGCAAUCUGGCAUUCAAAACUAAACGUGUCCCCCCGUGAAGCGUUAGUUGAGUCGGGGUUUGUAGUCCUGGACCUGGAUCUGCUCCGACUAUCAGUUAUCGAUCCCCGUGUCGGGUGUCCGCCGGUUUUCUCCGUCAGCUCGUGUUAUCAGCCCGUGGUGGGAACAUGCUCCGUGUGAGGGCGGCGGUGGGCCGGUCCUGGCGGGGGUUGAGAACCUUCCCUUGUGCAGCUGUGGAGGUGAAAAAUGAGCCGAUCCUGGGCUUCAAAGAGGGAAGCGCAGAAAGAAAAGAGCUGCUGAAGGCCCUGGACAGUCUGAGGGGGCAGACAGAGGAGAUCCCAUGUGUGGUCGGAGAUGAACAUGUGUGGACCAAAGACAUCAGAUAUCAGUUAUCUCCGUUCAAUCACUCACAUAAGGUGGCAAAGUUCUGUUAUGCUGACAAGGAGCUGAUAAACAAAGCCAUCCUGGCGUCUGUAGCAGCGAGGAGAGAGUGGGACCUGAAGCCCGUCCAGGACCGAGCCCAGAUCCUCUUCAAGGCAGCCGAUGUCAUCAGUGGCCCCAAGAGGGCAGAGAUCCUCGCCAAGACCAUGAUCGGACAGGGUAAGACGGUGGUCCAGGCGGAGAUCGAUGCCGCUGCAGAGCUGAUUGACUUCUUCAGAUUUAAUGCCAAGCAUGCGAUUGAGCUGGAGAAACAGCAGCCGAUAGAUGCAGAUGGAAGCACCAACACCAUGCUCUACCGUGGACUGGAGGGUUUUGUAGCAGCUGUGGCUCCUUUUAACUUCACUGCCAUUGGUGGAAACCUGGCAGGUACCCCAGCUCUGAUGGGUAACGUAGUUCUGUGGAAGCCCAGUGACACCGCCAUGUCUGCAAGCUACGCUGUCUACAAAGUCCUGAGGGAGUGCGGUCUGCCCCCAAACAUCAUCCAGUUCCUGCCAGCCGAUGGUCCGGUGUUCGGAGACACCAUCACCUCCUCCGAGCACCUGACAGGCAUCAACUUCACCGGCAGCGUCCCGACGUUCAAGCGUCUUUGGAAACAGGUCGCUCAGAACCUGGACGCCUACAGGACUUUCCCUCGACUGGCGGGAGAGUGCGGCGGGAAGAAUUUCCACUUCGUCCACAAGUCUGCGGACAUUCAGAGCGUGGUGACGGGGACGAUCCGCUCAGCGUUUGAGUACGGAGGUCAGAAGUGUUCGGCCUGCUCCAGGAUGUACGUUCCAGACAGCAUUUGGCCGCAGAUCCAACAGGGACUUCUGGACAUUCACAAAAACAUCAAAGUGGGAGAUCCUGUGGAAGACUUCAGCACCUUUUUCUCAGCUGUGAUAGAUGAUAAGUCAUUUGCUCGGAUAAAGAAGUGGCUCGAUCACGCCAAGUCCUCUCCCAAUCUAAAGGUCAUCGCUGGUGGCAACUGUGACGAUAAGAGGGGUUACUUUGUGGAGCCGACCAUCAUCCAGACCGAUGACCCGCAGGCUGCCAUCAUGAACGAGGAAAUCUUUGGGCCGGUUCUGACAGUUUAUGUUUAUCCUGAGAACAACUACAAAGAGGUGCUGCAGCUGAUAGACAACACGUCGCCGUACGCUCUGACAGGAGCAGUGUUCGCUCAGGACAAGACCGUGAUCGACCAGGCAGCUAAAGCCCUGAGAAACGCUGCAGGGAACUAUUACGUAAACGACAAAUCCACCGGCUCCAUUGUCGCUCAGCAGCCAUUUGGUGGCGCCAGAGCUUCAGGGACUAACGACAAACCUGGAGGUCCACACUACGUCCUGAGGUGGACGUCUCCGCAGGUGGUGAAGCAGACCCACGUCCCCCUCAGAGAGUGGAGGUACCCCUACAUGGGCUGAGAGGGGGUCCAGGACUGAAGCCUGCUGGUCCCUCCCUCCAUCCCUCCUUCAGCUCCAGGUGAUCGUCCAGUCACCUACAACAACACACACACUUACAGACUCCUGCUGAACGAAACGAAGAGAGAUCGUCUCCUCGUCUGAAUCUCAGUCUGUCCACUGUCUCUUUGAUAAAACCUUUGCACUGAACCUGGACCUGAAUGUAUCUUAGGAAACUGGAGCAGAAUCACCAGCAGAGCGGUGAGAAAAUCUUCCGUCCGGGACUCCAGAAACUCUCGUUUCAUAUGGAGCAGCUCUCGUAGAUCGUCUCCGUGACAGUUUUAGCUGCUGGUACGUUAAUCACUGAAAAUCCCUGGAGAAUAAUGAAAAUUGUUGCCCACUUAUGUUCGUAGUCAGAGACCAAACCUGUGUCUACAUGUUAAAGUAUAGUUUUAUUUUUAACCUGAAUGAAAUUAGAGCUGAAACGAUCAAUCGAUCAAUCAGUGAGUUGAUCCACGGAAAAGUUUUUAUGUCAAUUUUAAGCCAACAAGUGGUCAAACUUGACUGGUUCCAGCCUCUGGUCUCUGUAGUCCUCUCUGAGGGUAAUCUGAAUCUAUUUGGGUUUUGAGCUGUCGGUCCACGUUUGAAAAAAUCAGCUCCGACAUUUUUUACUGUUUUUUGACAUUUUAUAGCCUGAAUGAUUCAUUAAUUAAUCAAGAGAAUACCCGCUAGAUUAAUCCGUCAAGUUAAGAUUAGGUCAAUUUUAGAACAUAGAAGUGUUCCUCUAAGAGUGCGUUACAUGUAAAACAAAGAGAUUUGAUUGGUCCAAAGUCCAUUAAUGUCUAAUAUUUGUUCAUUGAAUUAUGAAACACAUCGUUGUUGAUUCCUGCUUAGUCCUGACUUAGAUUUUUGUGUUGCAUUAAAAUCCCUUUUUCUGUACCUGAGCGGUGAUGUCAGCUCCACUCGCAGCGUCCUCUGUUUAAUGAACAAGCCUGGGUCAGAACCUGUCCUCAAACAAAUGAUUUAUUAUAUUUUCAGAACCUGUCUGCCUUAAUAACUGUUAAAUCAGAUAGUUAAUUUUUGACAAUAAAUAUUAAAUUAUUGCUAUAA